AUGCCCAUCACUGCAGGAUGAAUAGUGCCCAGACACCAUCACACUUCUGCAUUUCCUAUGGCUGGCACAGCACAGGGUACCUGGCCGGAGAUCCCGGGGAUUGGUGGUGCCGCCGGCGUACAGCGCUCUGCAUCUUGAUGUUGUGCGGCUCCAGUGUGAUCAGCUACGGACCUGGCGGAGAUAAACUACCCUAGCGCAGCAGCCAAUCAGCGUGGACUAGGGGCGGUGCCAGAAAUGGGGAGGGGGCGACAACCAGAACUGUAGCCAUGUGACUCGUGGCUCUGGUUGCCAUGGUUACCUAGCGGACCGUGUCAGUGUCUCUGGUGCAACAGGUAAUACUGGAAUUGACAACAUGGCGCCCGGGGCAAAUAUGGCGGCAAAAGUGACCGGCUGGUGUGCCCCCGUCCUGGCCGCCCCGCGUCCCGUGAACACACCCCCUUCCCACUCUCAGGUUUCAAUGUUGGUUACCCGGAACUCCAGUGACGUCGGAGUGUGUUUUCUGCAGGACGGACCGGAAGUGAGCACUUGCGGACUUCCUGUUGGCCCCGGGAUGGCCCUGGAGGGGCUGUCAGUGUAUGUGUAUAAGGCGGCGGCUGAGGGGCGGGUGCUGACUCUGGCUGCGCUUCUGCUCCACCGAACCGAAUCCGAGGUCCGGACCCUGCUCAGUUCGGUCACCCAGCAUGGCGGGCAGCGCUCGACCCCUCUCAUCAUCGCGGCUCGCAACGGGCACAGCAAGGUGGUGCGCCUCCUGCUCGAGCAUUACCGAGUGGACACCCAGCAGACGGGCACCGUGCGCUUUGAUGGAUAUGUCAUUGAUGGAGCUACUGCCCUUUGGUGUGCAGCUGGUGCCGGUCACUAUGACGUGGUGAAGCUGCUGGUCAGUCACGGAGCCAAUGUUAAUCAUACGACUGUGACCAACUCCACUCCACUAAGGGCUGCAUGCUUUGAUGGGAGACUUGACAUUGUCCGGUUCCUUGUGGAGAAUAACGCAAACAUUGGUAUUGCCAACAAGUAUGACAACACGUGCCUAAUGAUCGCUGCCUACAAGGGCCACACUGAUGUAGUCCGUUACCUCCUGGAGCAGCAUGCUGAUCCAAACGCCAGGGCUCAUUGUGGAGCUACAGCUUUACACUUUGCAGCUGAAGCUGGACACUUAGAUAUUGUGCGGGAACUGGUUAAAUGGAAAGCGGCAAUGGUAAUAAAUGGUCACGGGAUGACGCCAUUAAAAGUAGCUGCUGAGAGUUGUAAAGCGGAGGUGGUGGAACUGCUUCUUGCACACUCUGACGUUGAUAUCCAAAGUCGGGUAGAGGCACUAGAGUUGUUAGGUGCGUCCUUUGCCAAUGAUCGGGAAAAUUACAAUAUUACCAAAACUUAUCAAUACUUGUACCUAGCAAUGCUGGAACGUUUCCGUGAUCCUAACAACAUUCUUCAUAAGGAAAUUCUACCCCCAAUUGGAGCCUAUGGUAUGAGAACUGAAUGUCGCACUCCCCGUGAGCUAGAUGCUAUUCGCCAUGAUACAGAUGCAUUGCAUAUGGAGGGAUUGAUUGUGCGGGAAAGGAUUCUUGGAUCUGAUAAUAUUGACGUGUCACAUCCAAUAAUAUACAGAGGUGCUGUGUAUGCAGAUAACAUGGAGUUUGAGCAGUGCAUUAAGCUUUGGUUACAUGCCUUGCAGCUGCGUCAGAAGGGAAACCGAAACACACACAAGGACCUGUUGAGGUUUGCUCAGGUAUUCUCUCAAAUGAUUCACCUGAAUGAGCCAGUUAAGGCACACGACGUGGAGAAUGUGUUGCGAUGUAGUGUCCUGGAGAUAGAACGGGGUAUGACUAGAGUUCAGAAUCCACAGGAGCCUGAUGCUCAUUCUGCACUGGAAAACCAUGAAUGCAAUCUUUACACAUUUCUCUACCUCGUCUGCAUCUCCACCAAGACGCAGUGCUCAGAAGAGGAGCAGUCUUGCAUCAACAAGCAGAUUUAUCGUUUGGUGCACCUAGACCCUCGCACACGGGAGGGGUGCCGCCUCUUACACUUAGCAGUCGACUCUAGCACUCCAGUUGAUGACUUCCACACGAAUGAUGUUUGCAGCUUUCCCAGUGCCCCUGUAGCCAAAUUGUUGAUAGACUGUGGGGCAAAUGUGAACUCUACAGACAAUGUCGGUAAUACCCCACUUCAUCUGAUUGUCCAAUACAACCGUCCCAUUAGCGAUUUUCUCACAUUGCACUCCAUUAUUAUCAGCUUGGUGGAGGCUGGUGCUCAUACAGAUAUGACCAACAAAGAGAAGAAGACACCGCUGGACCGGAGCACUACAGGCGUGUCUGAGAUCCUUCUGAAGACACAGAUGAAGCUGAGCCUUAAGUGCCUAGCUGCCCGGGCUGUCCGUCUUCACAACAUUAAGUACCAGAACCAGAUCCCCCGAACCCUUGAGGAGUUUGUAGAAUUUCACUAAAUGCCUGCAUACCUAAUGUGCAUGUCAGUAUCUUCAGGGCAGGGUGUACAUUGUUACUGAAUUUCCAUUUGCCUAUUCUGACAGUACAAGGGGCUUAUCCAAUGCCCAGUCCCUUAUUUCACGUGUGUUGGUCUUCCAGCUUUGUACAGAACUGUAACUUAAAAACCAGGAACAGACAUGCCAUAUGGCAGGGUACCCCUCACUCAUAAAUAGAUGUAAGUGGGGCCCGAGUCAAGGUGCUGAUUUAAGAGUGGAGAUCCUGUCGGGACAGGACAUCUCAUCGGGGGCCCUGACCCCACUGUCUUUUUAAUUCCAUGUAAUGAAGCUUUGCACAAUUUUACGUACAAUGAAGAGUAGUUUGGACAUUUUCCUGAAGCAAGCAGCAGUUUUUUUAUUUUUUGCUUUAACAGAUGUUAAUGCCUUAUGGGUAGUAAAAUGGAACUCCUUGGGUCUUCACAUCUUUUGUGGCAGAUUAUGUGAGGCUUUUGAGAAUUGUAAUGUCAUUGAAUGUGUGCCAUUUACCAAUACUGGAUGUGUUCCAGUUUAGCCAUAAGUUGAAUCUAUUUCUGCUGGCUUUUUAUAUGGUCAUUGUCUGGAUUCUCAAAUAAAAUCUCAGGCUGGCUCCUAAA
Messenger RNA from Hyla sarda, 3069 nucleotides. It is a transcript of the gene FEM1B, whose product is annotated as fem-1 homolog B. NCBI's taxonomy places the organism in Eukaryota, Metazoa, Chordata, Amphibia, Anura, Hylidae. Gene Ontology annotation, molecular function: protein binding. The record is from RefSeq and is a predicted model, not a curated record.